Gossypium arboreum is the source of this 792-nucleotide messenger RNA. RefSeq lists its product as uncharacterized. The record is from RefSeq and is a predicted model, not a curated record. Lineage: Eukaryota; Viridiplantae; Streptophyta; Magnoliopsida; Malvales; Malvaceae. The transcript has a single exon. The coding region runs from base 1 to 792 and encodes 263 amino acids.
AUGAUUAAGGAUUGUCCAAAGAAGGCGGCGCUCUCCGCUGUGGAAGCAAAAGCGGAGUCCGAUGAGGAGGAUAACAAUCUUGGUUCAAUACUAGGGGGUGUUGAAGACAAGAUGUGUCAUGGGCUGAUGUUUGCGAAAAUCAUGGUAGCUGGCAAAAAGUUGAAUGCACUUGUCGACACAGGUGCGUCUGAUUUAUUCAUGUCCGAAGGGGCUGCGCAUAAACUUGGCCUCAAGAUUGAAAAUGAGCCGGGUCGAAUUAAGACGGUAAAUUCGGAAAGUGUUCCAAUCAAGGGGGUUGCAAAGGGAGUAAAACUUCAAUUCGGCGAUUGGACUGGUACGGCACCCAUCAAGGUAAUACCACUUGAUGACUAUGAUUUUGUAGUUGGAUUGAGUUUUCUUGAUCAAGUUAAUGCGAUGAUCUUUCCUUCUGGUAAUUUCAUGGUGAUUUCGGAUUCGAACCAUCAAUGUAUGGUGAGAUUGACAAGAAAGGGGAGCCUGGAAGAGAAAACAUUGUCCGCAAUCCAAUUUGCUAAGGGAGUACGUAGAGAUGAAGUCUCCUACUUAGCCACCUUGAAGAUUGAGGAAACCGGCAAGACCGUGGGUGAGAUCCCUAAGGAAGUGGGCCAAGUAUUACAAUCCUUUCGAGACGUGAUGCCUACAAAGUUGCCAAAGAAUUUGCCACCCAAGAGGGAGGUGGAUCAUAAGAUCGAAUUGGUGUCCAAUAUGGUGCCGCCAGCUAGGGCCCCAUACCGUAUGUCCCCACCGGAAUUGGAGGAAUUACGUAAAUGUUAA